This is a messenger RNA of Frankliniella occidentalis (western flower thrips), 5018 nucleotides long. Its product is annotated as cGMP-specific 3',5'-cyclic phosphodiesterase-like. The transcript is spliced from 17 exons. The record is from RefSeq and is a predicted model, not a curated record. The coding region runs from base 97 to 3120 and encodes 1007 amino acids. Gene Ontology annotation, biological process: signal transduction. Lineage: Eukaryota; Metazoa; Arthropoda; Insecta; Thysanoptera; Thripidae. Gene Ontology annotation, molecular function: protein binding; 3',5'-cyclic-nucleotide phosphodiesterase activity.
GUAGGGCCCGGAGGCAUGGGCCGGCCCCGUAGGGCCCGGGCCGGGCCGCUCUGUGGGGGGGCCCCCGAGGGCCGCCUGGGCCGCGCUUAGGCCGCCAUGGAGCAGCCGGCCUCACAGCAGCAUGGAGACUCCGAGCCUGAGGCGGAGUUGCUGGAGGCCACCCCGGAGGCGGUGCAGCGAUGGCUGGGGGACCGGCCCGAGGUGCUGGAGCGGGUGCUGCGGACGGCGCCCCCGGAGCUGCUGCAGCGCGCCCUGGGCACCCCCGGCACCCCGGUGUCCCCCGAGUGGGGCGGCACCUCCCCGUGCAGCACGAUGGUGCGCGUGGGGCCGGGACCCGGGGGGCCCGGGGGAGGAGGCCCCGCCCUCGCCGGCGCCGACCUGGAGGACAAGCACGGCGGCGUGGAGGUGGCGGCCGGCCAGCAGGCCCGCACCAAGAGGAACUCCGUCACCUCCGACCUGUUCCAGAUGUGGCUGGGGGCGUCCCCCAUCAAGCGUUCCAAGUCCCCGAACAGGUCGGUGGGGCAGGCGGAGCGGCUGCGAUCACUGCAGCAGCUGGACGAGCGGGACCUCUUCAUGGAGCUGAUCCGGGACGUGGCCACCGAGCUGGACAUCGACGUGCUCUGCCACAAGAUCCUGGUCAACGUCGGGCUGCUCACGCACGCCGACCGGGGGUCGCUGUUCCUGGCGCGCGGCUCCCCCGACCAGCGCUACCUCGUGGCCAAACUGUUCGACGUAACAGUCGAUACCGAGCUGGAGGAGGCACUGGACAAGGCGCAGUGCGAGGAGCUGCGCAUCCCCUUCGGCACGGGCAUCGCGGGCUGGGUGGCGCAGAACAAGCAGAUCAUCAACAUCACCAACGCCUACGAGGACCCGCGCUUCAAUAGCGACGUGGACAUGCGCACCGGCUACAAGACCAACGCGAUCCUCUCCAUGCCCAUCUGCAACCACGACGGCGAGGUGAUCGGCGUGGCGCAGAUCAUCAACAAGACCAACGGCUCGGACGAGUUCACGGCCCGCGACGUUGAGGUGUUCAACAAGUACCUGACGUUCUGCGGCAUAGGCCUCCAGAAUGCUCAACUGUUUGAAAUGUCCGUCCAGGAAUUCAGGCGAAAUCAGAUUUUGCUGAAUUUAGCCCGCAGUAUUUUCGAAGAACAGAACAACCUGGAGUGUCUGGUGACGAAGAUCAUGACGCAGGCGAGGGAAUUGCUCAAGUGCGAGAGGUGCGCGGUCUUCCUGCUGGCUGUGGAGGACGGCGGUGAGGAGAGUCAUUUGGACCGCAUCUGCGAGAGGCCGGGUAAAUCGAUUGAGGAGCGGAGGCCACUCUGUAGAAGAGAGAGCAACAACAUCGACAUCGAGGAUAUUAUCGCCCAGAGGUCCACCGACAAGAACAUCGUGUUCAACACGGUGUUCGAGCUGCGCGCCAAGGACGAGGACGCGCUCGUGUACCGGCCCACCAGCCGCGACCAGAAGCAGAGCCGGCUGGCGCAGAUCGCCAAGUACGUCGCGGCCACGGGCCAGAUCCUCAACAUCGGCGACGUGUCCUCGUGGAUGAGCCAGGAGGUGCGCGAGAUGGACGGCUUCGUCACCCGGGCCAUCCUCUGCAUGCCCAUCCUCAACGGCCAGAAGACGGUCAUCGGCGUCGCCCAGCUCAUCAACAAGGGGUCGGGGCAGCCCUUCUCGGAUUGCGACGUGACCAUCUUCGAGGCGUUCGCCAUCUUCUGCGGCCUGGGCAUUCACAACACGCAGAUGUACGAGAACGCGUGCAAGCUCAUGGCUAAGCAGAAGGUGGCCCUCGAGUGCCUGUCCUACCACGCCACCGCCUCCAACGACGACACGGCUCGGCUCAGCGAGGAGGCGAUCCCGUCCGCCGAACACUUCAACCUGUACAGUUUUACGUUCGUCGACUUCGAGCUAUCGGACGAGGAUACGUGCCGAGCCACCAUCCGCAUGUUCCUGCAGUGCAACCUCGUCAAGCAGUUCCAGAUACCGUACCAGGUGCUUUGCCGCUGGGUGCUGAGCGUCAAGAAGAACUACCGGCCCGUCAAGUACCACAACUGGAGACACGCCCUCAACGUGGCGCAGACGAUGUUUGCCAUGCUCAAGACGGGCAAGAUGGAGCGCUUCAUGACGGACCUCGAGAUUUUGGGCCUGCUGGUGGCAUGCCUGUGCCACGACCUGGACCACAGGGGCACAAACAACGCGUUCCAGGCGAAGACGGAGUCGCCGCUCGCCAUCCUCUACUCCACGUCCACCAUGGAGCACCAUCACUUCGACCAGUGCGUCAUGAUCCUCAACAGCGAAGGCAACAACAUCUUCGAGGCCAUGUCCACCAACGACUACCGCGCCGUUAUGCGCACCGUCGAGAACGCCAUCCUCUCAACCGACCUGGCCAUGUACUUCAAGAAGAAAGACUCGUUCAAGGAGCUUGUCGACAACGGCGAAUUCGACUGGCAGAGCGAGUCCAAGAAAGACCUGUUGUGCGGCAUGAUGAUGACGGCCUGCGACGUGUCCGCCAUCGCCAAGCCGUGGGAGAUCCAGCACAAGAUGGCCAAGCUGGUGGCGGACGAGUUCUUCGACCAGGGUGACCUGGAGCGCAUGCAGCUCAACCAGCAGCCCGUCGCCAUGAUGGACCGGGAGCGCAAGGACGAGCUGCCGCAGAUGCAGGUUGGGUUCAUCGACGUCAUCUGCCUGCCGUUGUACAAGACGCUGGCCGACACCUUCCCGUGGAUCCAGCCCCUGUACGACGGGUGCGCCUCCAACCGCAGCCACUGGCAAGACCUCGCCGAAAAGGUGGAGAUGGGGCUGACGUGGAUCGACCACGACACCAUCGAGAAGCCCAUCGAGGAGUUCAAGGAGUCCGAGCGCGUGGAGGACAUCGAGCUGACCGUGACGACGUUCAACCGCGCGCAGCCGGAGGACGGCGACGGUCAGGCGCUGCGGCCGAUCAACGGGGCCUCGGAGGGUCGGCACGGCGCGUCGCUCCGCAAGCACCGCGUCGGCCUAGCCAGGAAGGUGCGGGCGCUGGCCGGCGGCGGGGGCGGCCUCGGGGGCGGGGUCGGCGACGAGGCCACCGCCACGCAGCACCGCAAGGCGCGCGCCCGGCUGUGCGCGCUGCUGUGACACGCGCCCGGGCUGGCCGCCGCCGCCCCCGCCGCCCCGCUGCUGCUCCAGUGUGCCGACAAGUAGUGCCUAACCGAGGCGCACCUUCAGCAGCGGGCCGGCGCGCUCACGGCCAGCGACCCGGGACCCAACUCAGCGACUUUGUACACUGGCGGACCGAAGGGAGGAGGACGUUUUACUUUUGAAACGUUUGUGAUUGCGACUCGGGGGCUCAGUGCCCUGCCCGUGGUGCUUGGACGUUUAAGGCCCCGCCGCCGCUGCGGGCGGCCGCCCCCGAAGUCAGCGCCCUCCUCGUCGUCGGAGAUGAUUAACUCGAGCAUAAAGUUUUUUUCAUUGUUAAAAUCCUAGUCAAAAUAGGAGGAGAUAAAAAGGUUUGGACGGAAACGAUAACUGCACAGGGUGAUACCGUACGAGAAGCAGACGGUCAUUGCCUGGGUUAUUGCGAUAUUGUAAGAUAUAUUUUCUAUUUUGUGAUUUGCCAUUCUGCAGGCUGUCAAAUACUCUUAACUGACGGUAUUUCUGAAUUUGUACUCGUCUCUUCCUCUCGUACUUCCAUGAAAAUGUUUCAUAAUUAGUCAUCUCGAAAUAUUAAUUUACCCCUGUCAAAUAUUUUACCGUGUUUUUAUCAGAGGUGAAUGUAUACAAAUAUUCAAACACGCCUGCCGCAAGAAUUGAAAUUCCUCGCUAAAUAAGUCAAAUAUUCAUCUUUUACUGCCUUAGUAGGCAGAUUUUACAGGUAUUUACGCUACCUUUCUAAGGUGGAGAGCUUGCAGACAAUGAUACUCUUGUUUAGAUUCGAUUACCUUGUGUCCUAGAGGCUUUUACAAAUCCUAAACAAUUUUUUUCAUAAUGAAGGAUGGAACUACAGUUACAGAAACAAAUGGAUACGGGGGUGAAAUUGGCCUCUAGAUAAGCUCAGAGAAGGAGUAUUUCUUUCUCUUUCUAACUCUGAAGUUGAAUGUAAUGUUUUAUUAGACUUUGCACAUUAGGAGAGUGCCUCUACUCGAGAGGCUCCCGAAGAAAGUGCAUUUCUUCUGUUAUUGUGAAUGAAGUUCUUUCAUGUUGGUCUCUGUGAUAGUCUAAACUAAGUUGGAGUCUUCUUCCACUAGCAAAUGAGCGUUGCAAUAAUUAAUUGUGUACUUUAAUCUUAAGUACUUUAAGGCCUGGGCCGUUUGAUGCCCUUAUUGGACGCAUUUUUCUUCUUAAGAUGUACUGUAUAGUGAAUUAAGGAUUUUCAUGAUAAUUUCUUCUUGCCAAUUUAUUGAUUGGACUGAUGUCUUAGAUGGACUAAGAACGAUCGUUCGGAAGGGUGCGUGCAUGCAUUCUUUCUCGAAGCCCCCCAAAAUGUGUUGUUAAUAAGGCUAUCUUUUUUAAUAAACGAAGUGCCCACAAGGAAAAACAAAUUUCAUAAUCAGAGCCUUGAAGGAGAAGCCUAAUAACUGUUCAUGUGCAUUUGCCUGUACAUCAAUGCAUUUUUAACACAACAUUUUUAAAUCUGUUCGGAAAAUAGAAAGCCACAUUAUUUGAGAUGCAGUAUCAGUAAUAGUUUCCUUUCCUUGCAAAUUUAAGAUGGUGCUUCAAAAGAUUGUAGAGACAUUAAGGCCCAGUAGGACGUUCUUAUGAGUCAGAAAUUAAAGUCCAUUCCUCACUUGAAUUUUGAUUGCAUUGGUCCUGAACAGGAAUGGAGAAAAUGUAAGCGGUUGUGUUUUGUUUUUAGUGAUAUUACUUUAUGUAAUGCAAGUCUAAAUGUGAAAGAUUAUUUCAAGUUAUUUACAUAAAAGAGAUUUAUAUAAAGCAACAAAGAUGCGCCUUAGAUUUUUCAACUGGUGUUUGACGAUAGUGUUACGUUUUUUGUAUGUAUAAGAAUAAAAUGCUCGUAGAUUACGUGCUGAAUUAAA